UUAGAGGUGUUUGUAGCCUUUUGAGGACCAAAAAAAAAAUGUAUAAACCAUACGGAGUGUGGAAAGUGAGGAGAUCCUUAAAGGGCUUUUAAGCCUCAAGACCUGGAUUUAGGGUUAGGGUUUGUCUUUUAGUUGCGAUGGUUAAGGUAAAGGAUCAGCAUUAAUGUCUCACUGUGAAGGAAGCACAACGUGUGUGUGUGUGUGUGUGUGUGUGUGUGUGUGGGUGUGUGCGCAUGCGUGCAUGUGCGUGUGUGUGUGUGUGUGUGUGUGUGUGUGUCUGGUUUAAAGGAGCAGCAGCAAACCUCCAGCUCAGUCAGGAGUGAACUCACUCCAAGGCCUUGUUUCGUUUGUUCUGGUGUGUUUGGAGGAUGAUGAACUCCACUCUGGUGUCAUAUUUCACAUUGUCUGUGUACAUUGAACUCGGUCUCUUUAAAUACGUGUUGUUCGUGUGUGUUCUGUGUAUCUACAUGGUCAUGGUGUGUGCUAACGUGCUGCUGAUUGUAGUCAUCUGUAUGAACAGAAGUCUACACGAGCCUAUGUACAUGUUUCUGUGCAGCCUGUUUGUAAAUGAACUGUGCGGGGGCACAAGUUUGUUUCCGUUGCUGCUGGUGCAGAUCCUCUCUGAUGUUCACACCAUCUCUGUUCCUUUCUGUCUCCUGCAGCUCUAUUGCAUACAUACUUAUGGCACUGUGGAAUAUUUCCUUUUAACCAUUAUGUCGUAUGAUCGCUACCUCGCCAUCUGUUGCCCUCUGCAGUACAGCACACGCAUGUCGACGUCCACGAUCUCCAAACUGCUCACUGUGGUGUGGUUGUCCGGGGUCGUCUCAUGUGUCAUCAUGAUCUCUCAGACGUCGUCUAUGCGGCUGUGUGGGAAUGUCAUCGAUAAGGUUUACUGCGACAACUACUCUGUGGUCAGAUUGGCGUGUUCAGAUACGAGCAUCAACAACAUCUACGGCCUCAUCAUCACGUUCAGCACCAUUGUUCUUCCUAUGGUCCUCAUCGUAUUUACCUACUUGAAGAUUCUGCUCGUUUGCUCCUCGGGCUGCAAACAGUCACGGCAGAAGGCAGUCAGCACGUGUGUGCCUCACGUGGUAGCGCUGAUCAACUUCUCGUUAGGAUCCAGUUUUGAAAUUGUCCAGAGCAGGUUUAACAUGAAAGGAACUCCAAACGUGCUGAGGAUCAUUCUGUCGCUGUACUGGCUCACGGUGCAGCUGCUCCUCAACCCACUGAUGUAUGGAUUCAACUUGAGUAAAAUACGUAUCAUAUUAAAAAAACGGCCUUUUGCUGAACUGUUGCUGUAAUCAACAAGGUUUCUUGUUUCCACAAAUGGGACUCAAGUUUGUAUUUUGUUUCCCAUCAUGUUUCUGUGGCAUUUUGUUUCAAGUUGUCACUUCAAAUUCCACAAACCAAAUGGAUGAGCAAUAUGAUACUUAGUAUGUAUUGUCUGAUACUGAUUAAAAUCACUGAAUGAGUAAUUGGGAAGAAAGAGAAAAAUGUAAAAUCCUAUCAGAUUGAUCACAUUGUUAA
Solea solea (common sole) is the source of this 1527-nucleotide messenger RNA. Its product is annotated as olfactory receptor 4B13-like. Bases 369 to 1301 code for a protein of 310 amino acids. Gene Ontology annotation, biological process: G protein-coupled receptor signaling pathway. Gene Ontology annotation, cellular component: membrane. Gene Ontology annotation, molecular function: G protein-coupled receptor activity; olfactory receptor activity. The record is from RefSeq and is a predicted model, not a curated record. The transcript has a single exon. Lineage: Eukaryota; Metazoa; Chordata; Actinopteri; Pleuronectiformes; Soleidae.